This is a messenger RNA of Bathycoccus prasinos, 1041 nucleotides long. RefSeq lists its product with no specific name. The transcript has a single exon. Lineage: Eukaryota; Viridiplantae; Chlorophyta; Mamiellophyceae; Mamiellales; Bathycoccaceae. The record is from RefSeq and is a predicted model, not a curated record. Bases 1 to 1041 code for a protein of 346 amino acids. Gene Ontology annotation, molecular function: sialyltransferase activity.
AUGGUUUUUCUAUUCCACGUAACUGCAAAGAAUAAUACCUUACUCAUCUGCCUUGUCCUUGGUGUCGUCAGGCUAGUCAGUUUUCACAUUCAACUAUCUCACUCGAAUUCCAAGGGAGAUAGUAGUCAUGGAAUACCUGGUGCUCCCACUGAACUUUCUUGUAAGACAGAGAAGACGGAAAAACCUGGAAUUGAUGAACUCCCCAUAUUAAUGCCAUUUGAUAGAAGUAGGAUGGGAAAACGUGGUUAUCUAAGGAAAGAGAACUUAUUCAUUCACAAGGCUAACUUUCUACGGUAUCAUUCCUCAACCGUCUUCAAAUCAAGAAACUUUGCAGCGAAUGCAACAGAAAUUUGGUCGAAAUACGCUUGGGAUCGCUGUGCCUUGGUUGGUAACAGUGGGAGUCUACUUUCUGCUGAUUUUGGAAAAGAAAUAAAUGAGCACGAUAUCGUAAUCCGCUUCAACCAGGCUCCAACCAAAGGUUUCGAGAAAUUUGUUGGAAAUAGAACUACUUUUCGAGUUCUGAAUGCACUUUGGACAAAUAUUUACGCAAAAAAUGUGAAGUUGAACAAGGACGGUAGCUUGGAUUCAAGAGUAAAUAUCCGCCUCGGGGAAAUUAGAAGCAUCCCCCUAGAAAUGGAUGCUACCUUGAUAAUAUCACGCACUUCGGUAGAAAAUUUUAAUUUUGUCUAUUCAGCCCUGCAGAAAAAGCGUAUGGACGUUCGACUUCUGUUACUUGCUCCAAGAGUCGUGACUGCUGCGAAGUGGCUGUUAAAUGAGUAUCGCAGGCUCCUUUGCACCCAUGGAUACGGGCCUUAUACGGGUGGUCACACACCAUCCAGUGGAUUUGUAGCAAUAUUUGUUCUACUCCAGUUAUGCAAGGACAUAGAUCUCUACGGAUUUGGAGACUCUGGGUUAUCUGCAAGAUAUCAUUAUUAUACAGGCGGGGGUCAUCGGAAUAGUGGAAAUAUAGUCCAUAGUUGGGUUUUAGAGAUGGAAAUGAUAGAAGCACUCCAUAGAAACGAUCUUUUGAAAAUACAUUAA